Molecule: messenger RNA, 3948 nt
Organism: Cyanistes caeruleus (blue tit)
Lineage: Eukaryota; Metazoa; Chordata; Aves; Passeriformes; Paridae
Source: RefSeq, a predicted model, not a curated record
AAAAAGCUACAAAUGAAUACAACACCAGCGAGGACUGGGGGCUCAUCAUGGAUAUUUGUGACAAAGUUGGAAGCACUCCCAAUGGAGCCAAGGAUUGCCUUAAAGCCAUCAUGAAGAGAAUGAAUCACAAAGUUCCCCACGUGGCUUUGCAAGCUCUCACACUUUUAGGAGCCUGUGUCUCAAACUGUGGGAAAAUAUUCCACUUGGAAGUGUGUUCUCGGGAUUUUGCCACUGAAGCUCGAGCUAUAAUAAACAAGGCUCACCCAAAAGUGAGUGAAAAGCUAAAAAGCCUCAUGGUGGAGUGGUCAGAAGAAUUCCAGAAAGACCCACAAUGUAGCUUAAUAUCUGCAACCAUCAAAUCCCUGAAGGAAGAAGGGGUCACUUUUCCUGCAGCAGGAUCCCAGGCUUCCACCAACGCUGCUAAGAAUGGCUCCUCAUCCAGCAAAUCCAAGGAAGAUGAGGAUAUAGCUAAAGCCAUCGAAUUGUCUUUGCAAGAGCAGAAACAGCAGCAAAUGGAAACCAAAUCCUUGUACCCAUCUGCAGAAAUGCCACAAAACCCCCCGAGCCUGAGGAAGGUGCGAGCUCUCUAUGACUUUGAAGCUGUGGAGGACAAUGAGCUCACCUUUAAAAGUGGAGAAAUUAUUUUUGUUUUGGAUGACAGUGAUGCCAACUGGUGGAAAGGGGAGAACCACAGAGGAGUGGGGCUCUUCCCAUCCAAUUUCGUCACCUCUGACUUGUCUGUGGAGCCCGAGGCAGCAGCUGUGGAUAAAAUCUCUGUUCCUGAGGAUGCUGCAGAAGAAAUUAAGAAAGCAGAACCUGAGCCAGUUUAUAUAGAUGAGGACAAGAUGGAUAAAACACUGCAGGUACUUCAGAGCAUAGAUCCCAUGGACCUAAAGCUCGAUUCUCCAGAUCUCCUCGACUCAGAAGAUAUCUGCCAGCAGAUGGGUCCAAUGAUAGAUGAAAAACUCGAGGAGAUAGAUAGGAAACAUUCCGAGUUAUCCGAACUGAACGUGAAGGUUCUGGAAGCUCUGGAGCUCUACAACAAACUGAUGAAUGAGAGCCCCAUGUACUCAGCCUACUCCAAACUCCAGCACCCUGCACAAUUCCCACCCACCUCCUCUGGAGUCUCCCUGCCGUCGUAUCCUGUGCAGCCUCCCAGUGGGAAUUACAUGAUCCAGGGAGUGUCCAUGUCCCCAGGAUACAGCCUGGCCCCGGAGCAGGUGAGCCAGGUGAGGUCUCUGCCUCAGAGCAUCAACUCUGCAGCCACUCAGCCACCUCCAGCUGCUUAUUUAAGCCCCGGCCCCGACCCCACGCUGCCGCCGCCCUUCCCGAGCGUCACCGGCACCGCUGCCGCCUUCCCCCAGCACCAGAUGGGCAUGGCCGUGGACAUGGCAGCAUUCCAGAGCAGCCAAGGACCAGCUUAUCCCGUGCCUCUUCCUGCUCAUUCCCUGCUCCAGCAGCAGAACAAUUUCCAUCAGCAGCCUCUGCUUUAAACGGCCGGAAUGGAGGAAUUGCGACCCGAGGAUCUUUGGGAGUCCCUGCCGUGGAUAUCAAAGUCCAUCUUCCUCUCAAAUAACCCAACUCGCUGCGUUAGGGUGAUGCAGAGUAAAAAUAGGCACCAGCUCUGAUGGUUAUUUGCAUUUUUGCAUCCUGAACUAGAUUAGGGGAUGGUUUAAAAUAAUUCCCCGUUCCUCCGAGUCCCUUCUGGUUUGUUGUUUUUUUUUCCCCUACGCUUUCAGGAAACGCCACUUGUGAAUCUUUGAGAGAUUGUCCCAAAAUAAUUCUCUUUUCAGUGUGUUUCUGGAAGCUUGAGGAUGCUGAGGUGCUGUUGCUUUGCCUCCUCUGGUGUCUUCUGUAAUCCUUCUGUCCCAGGGCCUUUAGGGAAUCUCUGCAGUUCGGGGUCCCCUUCCUGAAGGAAGAUCCGAGGGAUCCCUGGCUCUGGCUGGAAGAGGAAAUUCUGCCACUCAGAAUAGGAAAUAGGAGAAAAAGAGGGUUUCAACAGUGCUUGCUGCCUCUAUAUGUCAGAAAAUGCAGAGAACUGCUGUGUUUUUCUGGAGGAAAAGAAGUUUUCCUCAAAUUCCCCAGUGUUGGCGGAGGUGGCGCUGGGAAGAGCGGGCAGGGGAUGCUCCCAGCUGUGCACUCCGUGGAUCCAAGGUGCUGAGCCAGGAACUCGCCCAGAAUCCCUCUUCAGUUUUCCCUUCUGGAUGGAUGGAGAAGUGGAGGAGAAUUGUCAUUCUUUGUGGGAAAGUGGGGGGCUGGAGAAGGUUUGAAGCUGCUGAAGACUCUGAGGAUCUGUUCCCUUUCCAAGGGGGAGCUGAGCGCAACGGGAAUCGUUUUGAUGGGACCAGGGGGUUCUGCCUCUCUUGGAUUUCCUCUCUCUGCCACGGUGUUGGUGUCUAAAGAAGCCCUGACCCCAGAGGAGCUCCUGCAGCACUUGGGAAAGGGGGGUUUAGGCACAUCCCACGUGCUGGUGGCUGGGAUUGGGCUCCUGUGCACAGGGAAAAGCAGAGCCGUGUCCCUGGAGCAGGGAUUGCCCCGGAGCUGGGCACUUGUGGCAGUUGGUGAGAAAAGAAAUCCAAGAAUUUCUUCCCUGAUGCACUUUUUAAAAGGUGGGGUUUGUCCAAGGGAGCACAUGAGCUGGAUUAUCCUUUGGGAAUGUGGGAUUUCUUUCUUUUUCUGGUUUCAACUGCUGGAGAAAAAAAAAAAAAUAUCACUUCAUCCUCCUGUUUACCUCCUCACUGGAGCAUGGUCACAUUUAUCCUGCUUUUAACCACCUCUGGUGAGUGAGAGUCCUUGGGUUGGGGAAAUAAUGGAAGCAAAUUACUGACAGAAACAUCUCAAUUAAAUGCAGGAAGCUCCCAGGUGUCUAAAUAAGCAUUUUUGAUGGAUAAAUUUCAUCCCAGAUUGGAACUCCCAGGCUGCUGAGUGCCAAAACCCACCCUUCACUCAGCACCUCCUCCAUCUCUUUUCCCUUUUAUUUAAUUAUUUGCUACCUUGACCUUACAUUUGCAGCCUCGUGCUCAUGCAAAAAGCCUUCAGCACCUGCUCUCUAAAUCACUUUUUAUUUAAAUGUGUGCAAUUGGAAGGAGGAUUUUGUCUUUCCUUUGGACAUGACUUUAAUUACCCUGGAAGUAGCUCAGUACAAAUAACACACGUGGCAAUACUGAAGUGUUUUGAUAACUUGUUCCUUGUGUCUUUUUUGAGGAAAUGAAUUUAUUUCCACGCUGCUGUUUCAAAUUCUGGUUGUCUGGAGCUUUUAUUUUUCGGAGUUUACUUUGUUCCAAGUUGGUUUGGGGUCAGACUCUCAUUGCUAUGAACUCUCCAUGUUUGUCAGGAAAUUUAAAUUGGUGGGGUUGUUUUUUUGAUUCUGAGCUUUGGGCCAAGAGAAAUCUUCAAUUGAGCCAGCCAGAUGUGAUUUGAUGAUGUUAAUUGUUAAAUAUAAAUAAUGUACAUACUCAUUUGUCUGAGAUUUUCUACACAGCUCCACACAUGCCUGAACUUUUAUAAAGCUGGGUUUGUCCUUCUGUCACCUCUUCUACUCCUAACUCUGUGAUAUGCAACUUGUAGAUAGUGUAAAAUAAUUUAAUUAUUAUUAAACCGGUGUAUUUAGAGGGGGUUGGUGUUUCUCUUCAUACUUCUAGACAUGAUCAUAUUUAUUUUUAAGGCCUGAUUGUAACUGAACAUGCUGCCAAAGGAUUUCUCUAACUCCAGAUUUCUACCUUAGGUUUCUACCUGCUGUUUUCUAUCAGGAAUUCAGGGUGGAGAACUCCUGCUUUUUCAUAUAAACCCUUCACACAGGAACCUGGGCGACUUUCUAAUGAGACUUUCCACGUGAUAUCUUUGUUUCAUGGCUGUUAAAUAUCACUCUGAGACCCAUUUUCCUUUGGUGUUGAGCUGGGGACCUGUUGUGUCUGUUGAAUUUGUCACCCCAGAGCGCUCUGAGGGGUU